AGGUACAGCACCUGGGAACCCGAGGAGAACAUCCUGGAUUCCCGCCUCAUCGCUGCCUUCGAGCAGAAGGAACGAGAGCGUGAGCUGUAUGGGCCCAAGAAGAGAGGACCUAAGCCUAAAACUUUUCUGUUGAAGGCUCGGGCCCAGGCGGAGGCCCUCCACAUUGGGGAUGUACACUUUUCUGUCAAGCCUGGUUCCAGCACCUCCUCUCCCAAGCUCCACUCCAGUGCCGCAGUGCACCGGCUCAAGAAAGACAUCCGGCGAUGCCACCGCAUGUCCCGGCGUCCCCUGCCCCGUCCAGACCCCCAGAACGGCGGGAGCAUGGCGGGGGGGGCCGGCAUCCGUCCUCCUGUCUCGCCCUUCUCGGAGACCGUCCGCAUCAUCAACCGCAAGGUGAAACCCCGUGAGCCCAAGCGCAGCCGCAUCAUCCUCAACCUCAAAGUCAUUGACAAAGGUGGGAAACCAGCCAACGGUGCUGGGGGCCUGGCUCGCCCCAAGAUCCCCUCCCGAAACCGUGUCAUUGGCAAGAGCAAAAAGUUCAGCGAGAGCGUUCUCCGCACCCAGAUCCGCCACAUGAAGUUCGGCUCCUUUUCUCUCUACAAUAAGCCGUCCACUGCACCUGCCCCAUCUCUGGAGGGCAAAGGGGAGGCUGAAAGCUCCCAGGCGGCCUCCUGUGGGCUCAUUAUGGGCUCCACCCCCUAUGAUGCCCCCAGCUCCAGCUCCUCCGGCUGCCAGUCACCAGCCCCCCACUCCUCCUCUGACCCAGAUGAUUCCCCUCCGAAGCUGCUUCCCGAGACCCUCAGCCCAGCCAUUCCCGACUGGCGUGAGUCAGAGGUCCUCGACCUCUCGAUCCCACCUGAGUCAGCUGCCACCAGCAAGCGUUCUCCCCCAGGAGGCUGCAGUGGGGGGCAGACACCCUCCUUAUCCCUCUCUUCUUCCGACCCGGAGCAGGAAGCCAGCGACUGGCGUCCCGAGAUGUCCCCUUGCUCUAAUGUGGUGGUCACAGACGUCACCAGCAACCUCCUCACUGUCACCAUCAAGGAGUUCUGCAACGCGGAGGAUUUUGAGAAGGUGGCGGUGGGUGGCGGUGGAGGAGGCAGCAAGUGA
Nestor notabilis (Kea) is the source of this 1107-nucleotide messenger RNA. RefSeq names its product chromobox homolog 6 (gene CBX6). Lineage: Eukaryota; Metazoa; Chordata; Aves; Psittaciformes; Psittacidae. The transcript has 3 exons. The record is from RefSeq and is a predicted model, not a curated record. The annotation marks the transcript as partial.